AUGAGACAGUUUCUUCUCCUCUUCCGUUUCAACCUCGUCCUUCUCAGUUCAUCCAAGACAGCAUCAACUCUCACCAAUACGAUCCCGAGUUCCAUCUCCACCGUGACCAUGCCAUCCCCGCUGGAAACCCUCCCAACCGAGGUCAUCGAGUUGAUUGUCAGAUUACUGCCACUCAAAGAUAUCCGCAGCCUUCGCCUCGCCUGCAAGGCUCUGUCAGACAAAAGUUCCGAGUCUCACUUCAAGACAUUCUUCUACACGCAGCAUGUCGUAAUGACAGCCGAUGCCUUGCGAGAACUCACAGUUAAUGUCCAGGCGGGAGGCUUCCGCUCUUGCGUACGAAGGCUAUGCCUCGUUGGCGUAGCCGACAAGGAGGCCGAGAGAACCCAGACAUCUCAGCUCGAUCCACGCCAGGAGGAGAUGACUAGCCUGCUCACACAAGCAUAUAACGGGCUUGCCAAAUCUCACAGAGUCGACGGCCUCCUAUCGCUCUCGCUAGAACUAAGGAUCAACAACAACCUGCCUAACAACGUCCUGCGCGCUGCAACGCACCUCGCACAAUCAACGACCAUGUGGCAAUGCGCAAUUGAGCUCUUGGAUCAGUCUUUGCGAGCAUUGGCCACCAGUAACUUGAAACUCAAACAUCUCAAUAUCUUCAACGGCCCAAACAUGGAAGAGUGCAGCCUGCCCUCCGAACAGCUUAGCAUCAUCAACUGGGGCGACCCAGGUCUGGCCGACUCCCUGUCCACUCUUACAUCUCUAUCAGUCAAUAUCUGCACCCGCGUCUUGUUCAAAAACCUCAGAGACCCGUCGCACGACGGCCUGGUAGGAAGGAGCCUUGGCAUAAUCGAAGCAGCCCGGUGGCAGGAGGAGCGCGACUUUGACGGCCUUGCAAAAGUCUUGGCGGAAUGUCCCCGACUUGAGGACCUGGAUCUGAGAUACCGUAGAAUCGCCACCCGGGUCCCGAACCGCGACUGGAAGGUUCUGCAGCGCGUGGCAAGGUUGCAAACACUGCCUGUUCUGAACCGCCUGAGUAUCAGCGGCUUCACCGCCAACUCGCCCGACCUCCUCAAUAUCCUCGAAAGAACUAAACCCCGGGAAUUAUCCCUGGGGCCGAUAACCCUCGAGACGGGGACCUUCCAUUCCAUCUUCGACUACUGCUCCAGCAGGGGAGCCAACAUGUCCAAGGUGUCGUUUGAGCGGCUGGUUCAGAUGUCCCACCAGGAUGGCGCGGGAGUGGUUCACUUUGUCAGCCAGUGUCCGAGGGUGCCCGUUGUGCCGAACCGGUCGCCAACUUCCUCAUUCCAGGCUCAGUUUUGCAGCGAGUUUGCAGAGUUUGAGCAUCUCGGCCAGGGUGCUCGCAUCUCUUGUCAUCUUGAUCGGUCAGGGUUCAUCGGGAUGCCGCAGUAUGGAGGGUGUCCGCCGUCGAGGAGGCAGGAUCAUCUGAACAAUUUUUUCUAA
Molecule: messenger RNA, 1458 nt
Organism: Fusarium falciforme
Lineage: Eukaryota; Fungi; Ascomycota; Sordariomycetes; Hypocreales; Nectriaceae
Exons: 1
Coding region: 1-1458 (485 amino acids)
Molecular function (GO): protein binding
Source: RefSeq, a predicted model, not a curated record